Molecule: messenger RNA, 897 nt
Organism: Peronospora belbahrii
Lineage: Eukaryota; Oomycota; Peronosporomycetes; Peronosporales; Peronosporaceae
Source: the annotation of a GenBank genome assembly
AUGCUGCGCGUUCACAAUAAUGUGCUCAUUCGUACGGUCUCGUCGAUUCCUGUGCUGAUGGUGGCGGCUAUUGCGAGUCUAGAGUAUUUUGUAUUCAUGACAGAGCAUUGGCUUCCUAAAAUUCAGCGGUCUGUGGGGUUUUAUGUGCUACUACGAAUAUUGGAAGCUGCGAUAUUCCACUUUGUAUUUGGAUGUAUGAUGGUUGCCUACUAUAAGGUCGUGUUCACAGACCCUGGAUAUGUCACGCCUCUGGUGGUGCAAUAUAUUCAAGAUGCCACUCAAGAUGCGAUGGAAGAAGGAGGUAUCAAGAGACAGCCGAUCAUGGACUUGUGCCGACGAUGCAAUCUGCUCAAACCUUUCCGAGCGCAUCAUUGCCGCUUUUGCGAUCGCUGUGUGUUGAGAAUGGAUCACCAUUGUCCAUGGGUCGCUAACUGCGUCGGUGAAGGCAACUACAAGUUUUUCUUCCAUUUCAUCAUGUACGCGUUUUUCAUCUUGUCGAUGUGCGUGAGGGCACUAGCAGGGCCAUUUCUAGCUGCAUUUUUCAGUGAGAAUGCACCACGCGUCGCUGCCGAAUUCUCUGUUAUAGCUGUCGUCGGUUUUGUGCUAGGCGGUGCGCUGGCAAUCAGCUUGCUGGUCUUAAUAGCAUUUCAUUUGUAUCUCCUGUUUCACGGUGCUACUACUAUUGAAUUUCACCAAUACGGCCGUGCGUUCCCAUUCAACCAGGGAUGGCGAAAGAAUGUUCAUGCUGUGCUUGGAAACACGACAAAAGACUUGCUGCUGCCAACGACGCCUGCCCGAAAGCAGCAUUUUAUCUUGCAGCCUGGAGAGCUAAAGCGCCUAACUGCUGACAGCUGCUUAUGGGACUUCAAUGACUACGAAGAUGAUAGUUUGCUGUAG